CUGGCGGCUCCCGGCGUGCGGGGAGCCGGCCCGGCCGUGAGGGAGCUCCGGCGGCUGCAGACUCCCCUCGGUGCGGUCGUGCGGGAGGGCUGGAGCGGCGCCUCGUACCGCAUCUCUGUCCUCCGGAAACCCGCCAGCAUCAUCGCAUACCGAUGAGUUUAGGGCGCUUCUUGACCAUCUAGUCUCCUGCCUUCAGGAUGCCACUGCUUAGCUACAGCAUAAAAGCUGCUGAUUUGACUUGAGCAAAAAUUACCUAAGUGGGGUACCUCGUGGGAUGAGGAUGCUGCACCUGCCAGAGUCUUAUGCAGGAAAAAGUGGACAAAUGAUGAAUCACUUCAUGAUUCUGGCAGUACUGCUCCCCCUGAGGACAUGCUACACUUCAUACUCACAGCAAGAAUCUGAUGUGUUUCCAGUAACGUACCUUAACGUUUCCAAGGAUUUGGGUCUUCAGCGGCUGCUGGUGGAAUGGGAUGUUGUCAAGUCUGCGCAUGAUGCUGAGCUGGCAAUGUCUUUUGAGAUACAAGUCUGUCGAAUUGAUGAAGCUACUAUUGUGAGGACAGAAUUUCAUAAUGUCACACUUGAUAAACUGGGAAAGCCUCUUCAUUGGACAUGGGAUUCAGACAUACCUUUGGAGUGUAUGUCACAUGCUGUGAGAAUCAGGGGCAAGGCAGAAGCAUCAAAAAUCUGGAGUAACUGGAGUUUGUGGGAGACUGUCCCUGGCCUGGACACUUCAAAUAGAAGUGGGCCACAAAUCUUUCCGAAAAAAGAAUUUUUAGCAGAAGGCUCUGAUAUCACUUUUUGCUGCAUCGGAGGGAAAGGUCAAGCCAUUAAGAAAUUCUUUGUAUCCCCAACGGUUGAUGUUUUCAAGCGCACAAACAAUCAAGUCAGACUUCUCACCGUGGAAAAUCUGUCACAUGACAAAGGGUCUACCAUUCAUUUCUACUGUUAUGAUGAAGAUGGGCGGUUACAUCAGGCAGCUUUCUUUGUGGGUAAACCACCUGAUACACCUAAAGACUUUUCCUGCCAUACUCAAGACAUGAGAAGAGUAACAUGUACUUGGAGAGAAGGAGAGACCUAUCUCUAUGGACGGAAUGCACCACAAUACACCUUGUCUAAAACGUCAUCUCCGAAAAUGGCUCUGUGCAAAGCAAGUUGUUCUUCUGAGCAGUGCUCCUGCUCUUGGGAUAUAGGCCAGCAGCGGAUCUGGAAUGUCACAGUGACUGUGGAAAACCCACUGGGAAAGAAAAAUGCCACAGAUGUUUUUGAUGUAAAUCACAGAAUGUAUCCCACUGCACCUUUCCAGGUUUGGGAAGAUUGCACAGAUACAGAAAUUACGUUACAUUGGAAUUAUGAAAACAAUGAAAUUGAACUUUUUUGUCAGACUGAAGUGGUCCAACCUGAUGGCAAAGUAGAACUGCACAACAGCUCCGUGGCGCACUCGAAGCGGGUCACGGUGCGUGGGCUGCAGCCCUACACGGCGUACACGGCCCGGGUGCGCUGCGCAGCGGCCACGCACUUCUGGAGGUGGAGUGAGUGGAGCCAAGCCCUGACCACCAGAACUAAGGAAGGAAUUCCAUCAGGGAAACUGGACAUAUGGAGAGAAAUUACACCAGUUCUGGGGGGACGAAAUGUGACUUUGUUCUGGAAGCAAACACCAAGUUUUCAAGCCAAUGGAAAAAUUAUUUCAUAUGAAGUAACCUGGGAAAAAAUAGAAGAUGGCUCCACGCCUGAAAGCAUCUCCUUUUCUGCAGUCUACAAUAGCACAAGGAUUUUAAUCGAUAACCAUUCCUACAGAAUCAGUAUCAUGGCGAAGAACAAUGUUCAUUUUUCACUUCCUUCAGUAUUGAUCAUCUCUAGAGCUACAGAUAACAGCACUGAAGAGCUUAAGGAAGGACAGGUUAAUGGUACAGAUGAUGGCAUUUUUAUAUCAUGGGAGCCCAGAAGUAUAUAUGACAGUUACAUUAUUGAUUGGUGUAACUUCCCCAGGCUGCAGCCUUGUGAUUUGCAGUGGAAGAGAUUUGGACCCAACAUUUCCAGUGCUGUGAUCAGCUCAGCUGCUUUUGUUCCAGGGGUGAGAUACAAAUUCUGCAUCUAUGGAUCUGUUGCUAAUAGAACCUCCUUACUGGAAAAGAAGAUUGGUUAUCUCAGGGAACUGCCUCCUCAUGUUGACCCUAUUGUCAGAAAAGUUGACCUGACUUACAAUUCAGUAACACUGUCUUGGGAUUCUUAUCUCACAAAUGAGUCAGAGACUGGUUUUGUAAGAGGCUACCAUGUUUACAUGUCACCUAUACAAGGGAACUGCAACUUGAAAGGAUCAAAAAAGUACAUUCUUUCAGAUGAAUCAGAGCUAUGUAAAUACACAAUCGAAAACCCAGAAGAAAAGAGAUACACCGUGAAACACCUGAUGCCAAACACAAAAUACAAAAUAGCAGUUAAAGCAUUUACAGGUGGAGGAGAGACGCCCAUUGUUUACUUUAGAUACAUAGAUACACCAUAUAACUCAAACAUACUGUACUUUGUAUUCCUGGUAGUGAUACUUCCAACCCUAGUAGCAGCUAUAUGCCACUGGAAGAUGAAGUGGGUGAAGGAGUCCUGCUGCCCUGUAAUACCUAGUCCUAACGAGAGCAAAGUGCUGUCAUUCAAAGAGUUUAAGAUUGAUUCUGAGAAAGUGCUGAAAAUAAAUGACUGCCUUCCUGAUGUGCUAGCAGUGGACAGUGAUGCUGAAGCUCAGAAAUUGCAUCCUGUUACCUGGAGCUCGUUAUCAUCAACACCAAGUGAAGAUAAGACUGAUGAUCACAAUUCUUCCUGGAUUUAUCCUAGUGAAAAUGUAGUGAGAGACUUUCCACCCACACCUACACCUCAAACUCAUACUUGUUUUGAGAAUUUUGCUUAUUCUUCUCCGCUUGAGGCUGAAUCUGAUCCCCACCAUAUACCGGAGACACUGGAAGCAGGCAAGACAAAUCAGGCAGUGAUGCUGUACCAGCCACAAUGCUAUUUAGACAUUUUUCAUGAGGAUGCAGCCUCAGCCACCAGAGAAAUAGCUGAGAGAAAGAACAGUCUGAGAUACAUCUCACAAACAGAUGUUCACUGCCCGGGUGAGAGGUUUUGAUGUUCUACCCUCCAGUGGGUCCAAACAGUGUUUGGCUACACACUAUAAAUGAGAAUUUCUAAAACCACAACUUCUUUUGAUUAGGGUUUUCACAAGCCCAGCUGCUCGACUGCCAUUAAUACGGCAAAGCUGUUGUUCCUGGACUAGUUUUGAGUACUGAUUUACACAGGAAUUAUGUGUGUUAUGGUUCUGCUACAACUUACGGGCAUUAAAUGACGUUUUUAGGCUGUUUUGUGGCCUGUAUUAUGCAGAAAGUUACAUCACAGCAAUCUGUCGCAGGCUGAUGCAGAGAACUGCUUUAUUUUUGCAGCGAUUAAAACGAUUCAUAAAGUAGAGGAGCAAGUAAAACAAGAGGGAAAGUUGUGCUGUUUAAGGAGCGUAUUUCUCUUGAAGUGUUCUGUGUACUCUGGCCAUUCUAGCCAAUGGGUCCUGUGCUGCUGGGCAUGGAGCAUUACCCAGCCCAGUCAUUUUGGGGGCUGGCUUGUAUAUUCUCUAAUGAUGUAAGGAAUCAUCAUAGAAGUGUUACCUGCACACAGUGUGGCUUGUUCCUAGAUUCAAAGAAACUUUGACUUCCCUAGGAGUGCUGCCCAAACCACCCAAAUCCAGUGAUCAUCCUGCUUUUACUUCACUUGUGUCACAGCUACACUUGAUGUGUUAAAGAACACAGAAAACAGGUUUUUAUAGGGAAGACCCUGCUUCCGUUUCUUGUAACUGGGGAUCCUCACACUUACGCCUUCUCUGUCUAAAGACCCUUUAAAAUCAUCUUAACUAUGCAUUGAAGAGAUGUAGGGAUUUAGGUGGAAAGGAGUUAAUUUUCCACAAGGACAGAGGUGGUGCCACAUGGCACAUGGUCUCUCCGCUUGUGCACAUGAGCUGAACUUUUGGCAUUGACCCCUGUACUUCCACAGCAAACCCCAACCUGCCAACCAACCGAUCAGGCUGGUCAUAAUCACAGGUGUAUGAAUCACAUUUGUGAAGAACAUCCUAUUCAGGCUGCAUAAAUCUAAAUCUCUCAACACUAGUUUUGCAUGUGUUAUAAAAACAAAACCAAAAAAAUAACACUCAGUGACACCAAGUAACAUUCAGAAUCCCUACAGUAGGCAGCAGUGAAUUUGGCCUUUCAUUUUGAUUUCAGGAAAUGGUUAAUACAUAAUGAAGCAGUACAGUUGGAAUUGUAGCUGAAAGUUUCAACAAAUUUACCUCAGUGCACAAGGAACCCUUUGGUUUUGCCUCUUAUGCUGUCUGGAAUCUGUCACAAAGAGAUGGUUUUAACUUAAGAGCACAGCAUAAUUGAUUCUCAAAGGUGAAACAAAUGAAGGGUGUCUGACAACUUGAUGUUCAGCUAGUUUGCUAAAAUGCAGUUAUUUGUCUUCCCUGUGUUUCACUAGCUAAUCACACUCCUAGGAACUAAGCAGCUGCAGACAAAGUGAGAUCUGAUAUUGAACCACAUCUAGUUUUUAUACUGUUGCUUACAGAUACUGUUGUAAUGUCACAAGCUGUGUUGCAACAGGAAAACCAGUAAGACCUUGCACAACCUGUGAGACAAGCACUGACUGCAAACAAAGGGAGAAGUCUUUAGCCAGGAAAAGGGGAGGUACAAACAUACAGACACAGAUGUGAGCAGAUGUGGUUGGAGGUGUUCAGUCCACACCAUGCCACGUCCAUCUGUGUGCUGUACACAGGUGCAGGUGGCUCACACACUUGAGAAGGAGAGGAGAGUAUGCAGCAUGGUCCUUCCUUUCAGCCUCCAGGCAGCUAAGGAAACACAGCUGGGUUCCUUCUGCUGAAGGGCAAGAGAACAGUGGGGGUAAGGGAGAAGGCUGAUGCUAUUUAAUGGAUACAUCCUAGGGAAAGUUCCUCCCUUUAUCUUAACCUCUGCUUUGAGUAACAAUGCAUGUGAAAGCUUGAUACCACAGGAUUUUUAUAGCUUGGAACAUUUGCUUCUCCAGCGUGCUUCAUCACAUUGUAUGUACUUGUGUAGGUUAAAAGCUUUACUGUUGGAAAAAAGGCCAAUAAAUGUAAGGGAGCUGCUUUGUUACAACUAAUACAAAACUUCUGAGCUCUAUAUUUAAAGUGUCUUUAUUCUAAAAUGUUGAAAAGUUAUCCUAAAUCAAGAGUUAUGUACUAUGGAAUUCAGAUAUAAAUGUCAGUCAAAGAUAUCAGAGUAUUGCACAAAGCAUUUUAAAUUUUGACAUUGCUGCAGUUCCUCGUGUCAGGGGGACAGCUGCAACCAGACACAAGUCCCUGCUCUGGAAAAGCUGCUGUCACUGAAGCCUGGCUGCAGCAAUUUCCCCCAGGAAGUGAAUCAAAGGGGUGGGUUCAGCCAGUUGGGGUGGCUGAGCUCCCACCUCUCAGUCUCCUGGUCGGUCCCAGGGAUAUCCCGCUCUGAUGAAAUUCCAUUAUCUGGAUGCAGUGACACACUUGACCACAUUCCAGAUUGCUGAGUGAGGGAAGGAGAAGCCAGCUCCUCUUUCCCUAUAAGCCCUUCUGCUUCCUGGCUGUAAUGGGUGGUGCUUUGCGAAACCUCCUGUGAAUAAAAAGCACACAAAUGGAGGAUUCCAGGAAGGAUAAUGCCUCUGUGCCAGUCAAAGGGCACAGUCUGGGCACUAGAACUGAAGAUUAGAGAAGUAUUUUGGCAUAUGUGGAGAAGUGUGUAUAAUUUUUAUGUAUUAAAACAUCUGUCUUGCAUUAAUGUUUGAAUGAGUUCAGAAGUGUAAUCCUCUUUUUUUGUUCAUAAUGCAACUUUCACAGCUGUUGCUGAUAUGCUAAUACUUAAACCAUCACAUAGCAGAAAAUCAUUCUCAGUAUGUUAAA
Molecule: messenger RNA, 5923 nt
Organism: Ficedula albicollis (Collared flycatcher)
Lineage: Eukaryota; Metazoa; Chordata; Aves; Passeriformes; Muscicapidae
Product: oncostatin-M-specific receptor subunit beta
Exons: 19
Coding region: 275-3109 (944 amino acids)
Biological process (GO): cytokine-mediated signaling pathway
Cellular component (GO): membrane; external side of plasma membrane
Molecular function (GO): protein binding; cytokine receptor activity
Source: RefSeq, a predicted model, not a curated record